UUCCUUCCAUUUUUUAGCUGCUGACUUGCCGGAAAAGCUGGCACCUUUUGUAUAUUAACCCUAAUUUUAAAAAAAGGGCCUCCAGCAACACCAUUGCCACCGUGAAACGCCGCCGCAUAGUGGCUGAGAAUCCUAGUGCAACCACAAAUUAAAUCAUGGCUAAGCCAAGUUUCGUCCCAGUUGUGUUUGCAUUUCUGUUUCUUUCAUCACAGACCUUUUGCACUGCUCAUGAUGAUAAUGAAGUUGAUGAUGAGUCAAAAUUCACUUACCUGUUGGGAACUAACGAAGGACCAGAGAAUUGGGGUAACCUUAAACCAGAAUGGAAACUAUGUACUACUGGCAAAUUUCAGUCUCCGGUUAAUAUCCGUAACAAAACUGUGACGGUUACCACUGCUCUCCAACAUUUGAAACCAAAAUAUAAAAUCGCACCUGCUAUUAUUAUUAACAGAGGUCAUGAUAUCAAGUUGCAGUGGGAAGGAGAUGCAGGGUAUAUCAAUAUUGAUGGUACUGAGUAUAAAUUACAGCAAUGUCACUGGCAUACUCCUUCUGAGCACAAACUUAAUAACAAAUGCUUUGCAAUGGAGGCCCACAUGGUUCAUCAGAGUGGUGAUGGGAAAAUAGCUGUGGUUGCAAUACCUUUCAAAAUUGGAAGCCCUAACCCUUUCUUUGAGGAGUUAAUGCAUCACAUUGAGACAGUUGAUGAUAAGGGUCUGAAGUUGGGACUGAUACAUCCUCAACAACUUGGGGUCGGCGAUGAACCUUUCUAUCGAUAUAUUGGUUCACUCACAGUUCCUCCUUGCACUGAGGGUAUCACUUGGAAUGUACUCCACAAGGCGAGGACUGUUUCUAUGGAACAAUUGAUGGCAUAUAGAAGUGCUGUUCAUGAUGGAUUUGAGGCAAAUGCAAGACCAGUUCAGAGCUUACAUAAAAGACCAGUGUAUCUAGCUAUAUAAGUCCAAGAACGAAUGACGCCAGCUUCAGAUUAGAUUGUACUUAAACAUGUGAAUAUGGAAACAAGAACAAUGUUUCUUCAUUGCAAUGUAAAAACUCUGUGGUGGUCAAGUGUUGGAAAUGACCUUUUGGAAGGAGAUAUUUGGAACCCAAAAAAUCAUAGUUGAGGUCCACAUAAAGGAAAUAUACACUAGUCUUCACUUUCUUUUCA
Nicotiana tabacum (common tobacco) is the source of this 1162-nucleotide messenger RNA. RefSeq names its product alpha carbonic anhydrase 4-like. The record is from RefSeq and is a predicted model, not a curated record. Gene Ontology annotation, biological process: one-carbon metabolic process. Lineage: Eukaryota; Viridiplantae; Streptophyta; Magnoliopsida; Solanales; Solanaceae. Gene Ontology annotation, molecular function: carbonate dehydratase activity; zinc ion binding.